Ostreococcus tauri is the source of this 936-nucleotide messenger RNA. Its product is annotated as Dienelactone hydrolase. The record is from RefSeq and is a predicted model, not a curated record. NCBI's taxonomy places the organism in Eukaryota, Viridiplantae, Chlorophyta, Mamiellophyceae, Mamiellales, Bathycoccaceae. Gene Ontology annotation, molecular function: hydrolase activity. The transcript has a single exon. Bases 1 to 936 code for a protein of 311 amino acids.
AUGCGCCUCGCGCGCGUCUCUCGCGCGCCGAGCGGCGCCUCGCGAGCGCGCGCGCGAAGACGCAGACGCACGGAGAUGCCACGCGCGCGAUCGAGCGUUCGCGACGACCGCGUGGAGCUGCACGACGCGGGCGUUUCGAUCGAUGCGCUUCCUUGGGGACGAGACGUUCGCGACGACGCGCUCGCGCGCUCGAUCGAAUCCGUCGACGCGGACGACGCGAACGGUACGUCCGCGUUGUUUUACGUCGCUCGUCCGCUCGAGCGGGAAUCUCGAGGGGUGGUGGUGGUGGUGCACACCGCGCUCGGCGCGUGGGAGACGUUUACGACGACGUGCGCGGACGCGUUGGCGAGUCUGGGAUACGACGCCAUAGUUCCCGAUCUGUACGGGACGCGGAAGUGCGUGUGGGACGUGGAGACGAAGAGAAGAAUUCGGGGCGGGACUGAGAAUCGCGCGGCGUUCGGUGCGAAGGCGGUGAUUAAGUGCGUCAAAGCGUUUCGAUCAAAGACGGGCGAAACUAAGCCGUACGCGGCUAUUGGAUUUUGUUUGGGUGGGCAGGUGUGCCUCGAUCUCGUUCGCGGGUUAGGAGCGUCGGAUGAAAUCGAAGAUGUGCGCGCGGUGGCGUCGUUCCACGGCGUUUUAGACGCGCCGGAGCUCGAGGGGGGAAGCGUCGCGCGGGACGCGAAGGUUCGUAUUUUUCACGGCUCAAAGGAUCCGUUUUCCUCACCGAGCUCCGUGCAUGCGUGCUUGGAUGAUUUGAAGCGACGAGGCGCGGAUGACGUUGUGUUAUACGAGUACGAAGGAUGCAUGCAUGCCUUCACGCGUCCGGAGAAGGUGAGACCGGAGGAUCUUGAAACUGGAUUUGCGUACGAUGCCGAAGCGGCGGAGACGAGUUGGCGCGAGUGCGUUCGCAUGCUGGAGGAGACCUUCAGGAACUAG